This is a messenger RNA of Paramecium primaurelia, 2580 nucleotides long. The record is from the annotation of a GenBank genome assembly. NCBI's taxonomy places the organism in Eukaryota, Ciliophora, Oligohymenophorea, Peniculida, Parameciidae.
AUGUUUAUUUAUAUUUUAUUAACAAUAACUCUUGCAGCACUUCCAAAUGCAAACUUAUCUAUUGGUCCAUUACUAUAAUCAUUUACAGAUGAUGAAGAUUUAGACCAAAUUGUUUAUGUUCAUUAGAAAGUAUAUGAAAAUUUUGAUUAUGCAUCAUUCCCAUCCUUAUCUUGUUGUCCAAAUAACGUUACGAAAUUUCGAGUGAUGAAUUUAAACAAGCAAGGAUCAAAUAUUUAACGAUUUAAUCUUCCUUUUUAUAUUGAGAAUCUUGGAGAAGAACCUUUACUUAUUGAAUGGUUAAAUAUCACAGAGGAAAUUUCAGAUUAGGAUAUAUAAGUUCAAAUUAAUUAUCAAAGAGAUUUACCAAUUAUCAAAGGCUUUGAUAAUUAUCUUGGAUUAAACUUAACACAUUUAUGUUGGAAAACUCUAAAUAAUGAUAGAUAUUGGAGCAUGAAACGAGUUACUUUAUAAUUUGAAGGAUAUGAUCCUGUGAUAUUUAAUUAUUAAUUUUUAUGCGGCAAAGAUUAUUAUCCUGUAAGGUACUUAGUUUAUUUAAUUAGAUUCGAUUGGAGCAAUAUUAUAUUGAUUAUAUUUGAAAGUUUGAUGAUAUUAGUUCUUUCAAUGUUUGGAAAGAUAUAUGCAAUUAAGGUUGUUUUCAUAACAAAACAGUUAAAAAAGGAAUUACCUUAAGAGAAAUUAGAUAAGAUUGCUUAAGAGAGUUCUCCAUUUCAAGGAUUUUUAUUGGGAUGGUCUUAAGCAUUAUUUUAUAUGAGUCUUUUAAUAGGAGCUUUGUUCAUCUCUUUGUAUUCAUAAGAAAAAGCUGAGAAACCAAUAUAAAUUAUAGUGUAUAUCCUUUGUAUAAUUUGUUCAAUCCAUUUUAUAGAUGAAUUAUUUUGUGCAUUUAGAAAAAAAGUUCCAUUUUUUGUUAAAUCUUUUUAUUUUAUUAGAUAUUGUGAUAUUUUUGCAAUAAUUUUGGGUGCUGCUUUAUUUGCAAUAUAUUUAGCAACAGAAUAAAUUUGGAUUGUAAAUAAAUUAUAUAAUGUAGUUAAGCAAUUUAAUAUCAAUUUGUAUUCUUGGCUCCUUAAUCAAAUUAUUUAAAAUCACUUCUCUUAAAGAUUGCUUAUUGUUUUUUUUACCUAUAAUGGCAAUGGAUAUAUUUUGUUCAAUUUAUUUGGCAUUAAAUAUAAGAUAUGAAUGGGAUAGUUUAAUACUAAGAUAUUUUAAUACUCCAUUAUCUGCAUAAAUUCCAUAUUUUAGACAUAUAUACAAAAAGAAAUGUGCAUGGGUUUCAAUAUUCAAUAUCUUAUUUCCAGGUUAUAGUUAAGUUUAUAUUUUAGGUUUCUUCCUAGCAUAUGUUCAUAGAUUUGAUAGAUUAAAAAAAACAUUUGUAUAUGAAAUAGUUAGUUUUUUUGGAUUAUUAAUAGGAUUGAUUCUUUGGGUUAUUGUGUAAUAUUUAAUAUCAUUUCCAUUACCAACGUAAUUUAUAUAAAUAUAAUAAAUAGUUCAAUAUUUACAGAAGUCUUAAUGGUUUCAGCUUGUACUCUAAUUGCAUUUAGAAGAAAUGAAUUAAAUCUUUUUUGGAGUGGUAAUUUUUAUGAUGAAAUAUUACUUGAUCCAUUUAAAAAUGAAUUGGAUAAAAAAUCAGUUAAAUUAAUCAGUUUUUUUAAUAUUGGAGUUUCUUAAGAUUUGAAAAAAAAGUAUGCAUUAAAUUCUGGAGCAGAAUAAACAGCCAAUGUUUAUGAACCUUUUGAAUUAGUUAAGGCAAAUUAGUCAGGUGAAUUGAAAUUAGACUCAAUUUUAUUUGAAGGAUUGUAAUCAUUUUAAGAGAUUUAUUCAUCACCAAAUUAAACAUAUAGAAAUAAUGAUUAGAAUAUAAAUAAUAAAUAAGAUAAUAAUAUAAUUGAGAAUAAAAAAUAAUAAUAAGAAAUAUAAACUGAUAUUAAAGAUUAAAAAGAUGUUGUUUAAGUAGACUCUUUAAUUUAGAAUAGUCAAGAAUAUCAUAAUUAAGAAAAUCAACCACUUAUCAAUAAUCAAAAUAAAGAAGAUAUUAAUAUUAAAACAGAAAAUCAAUAAUAAUUAAAAGAUUAUCAAAAUCAAAAAGAUUAAAAUGAAGAUAAUGUUGAAUCUAAAACACCUCCUGAUGUUCAAAAGUAAAAAUCUUUAGGAAAACCUAAGAUUUCUUUUCUUGAAAGUAAAAAACUCGAAGAGGUAAUUAUAGAAACACCAAUUAUUUAAUCUAAGAAUAAUGAAGAGGAUAAGAAAUAAUAAAAAAUAGAUAUCUAAAUCGAACUUAAAGAAUAAUAAAAAGUAUCAUAGGGAAAUCAAAAUAAAUAAAGUAAUCAAUAAAAUAAAAUUGAUUAAGUUGAAGAAAAAUAAAAUCAAUAAUAAAAUAAUAAAGUUUACACUUCACCUGCUAGAUAAAAGUAUUAAGUUAAUCCUCCUAAAGCUAAAGAACCUUAAGUUGAUCGCUUUCAAUAAAAGUAAUAACUAAGAUAAUAGAAUGACAAUUUUAAAAAAAACUUACAGUUCUUCCAAAAUCAAGAAAAAGUAGGAAAUUUUAAGACCCCUGUUAAAAAAUGA